ACACGUGUCGUCUGAUAAUCUAUGAAAUUUAAGAUGUAACAGACGAUGAAAGAUUGAUUUCAUAAUUUUCAACAUGUCAGUGGUACAGAGUUGCUGCAGCAGAAUUCCGUCCAUUGCUCGCAAUGUCAGCGUUUUCAGAGUCUCACCCUCAAGACUUCUGAGUAGCACUUCUGUUAUAUUUUCCUCCCAUGGAAAAGAGAAGAAGCUGUUUACCCCUGGUCCCCUCUCCGUGUCUCUGACAGUUAGACAAGCUGCUUUACGAGAUUUGGGUUCAAGGGACAUAGAAUUUAUCUCCACUGUCAAGUUCCUACGGUCCAAAUUGGUGCAAAUAGCAGGAGUCUCAGAAAAUGACUUCACAGCGGUACCAGUACAGGGCAGCGGUACCUUUGCAGUGGAGGCAGUCUUCCACACUGCUGUACCGAAACCAAAUGGAAAGGCAUUAAUACUUGAGAAUGGAGCAUAUGGAAAAAGGAUGGGGAAAAUAUGUGAAAUACUAGGAGUCCCAUACCGUUUAGAAGGUUUUGCAGAAAACAGCAUGGUGGAUGUGAAAAAAGUUGAGCAGAUCCUUAGGGAAGACCCAUCAUUCUCCAUGGUAGCCGUGGUUCACUGUGAAACUAGUUCAGGAGUUAUCAAUCCUGUUGAAGAAGUGGGACAGAUGGUUAAAAAACAUUUACCAAAUUGUGUUUAUUUUGUGGAUGCUAUGAGCAGUUUUGGGGCAGUACCACUUGAUCUAGAGAAAGCUAGGGUUGACUUUCUGGUCAGUUCAGUCAACAAGUGUUUGCAGGGAAUUCCAGGAUUUUCUUAUGCAAUCGCAAGAACAGAGCAGCUACUUCAGUGUAAAGGUAAUUCUGGGAGUCUUUGUUUGGAUCUAUAUGAUCAGUACGAUGGUCUAGAGAAGACGGGACAAUUCCGAUUUACUCCACCAACACACUGCAUGCUGGCUUUCUGUCAGGCUAUCAAAGAGUUUGAGGAAGAAGGUGGUAUUGAUGGAAGAGCUGACAGAUAUAAAGAGAACAGGAGAAUACUACAAGAGGGAAUGAAGAAGCUGGGGUUUGAGGAAUUCCUUGGCCCCGAACAUAAAGGAUAUAUCAUAACCUCAUACAAAUUCCCUAAAGACCCUCAUUUUGACUUUAAAACUUUCUACAGUAAAUUAAAUGAAAAAGGCCUGGUGAUAUACCCUGGAAAGGUGUUGAAUGCAGACUGUUUCAGGAUUGGCACCAUUGGUCAGCUAUUUCCGGAGGACUUUCACACAUUACUUGGUUGUAUUGAGGAGGUUUGCAGGGAGAUGAAUAUAAAACUCCCUGUUUCUUAAUACAGUUUCAUACAUGUAUGUGUGUUUGUACUACUUGUACUACUUGUUUGGGAUGACUGCAGGGUGUUUUACUUAGUAAUAUAUUUUAUAUUUCAAUUAUACAUUUCAAUGUAGACAUUAAAAUUUUCAGUGUAUUACAUUUUUUCAUGAUUAUACUAAACACAUGGGGAUUUUUGACACAUUAAAAUCUUGUACUGAGUGUA
Messenger RNA from Saccostrea echinata, 1515 nucleotides. RefSeq names its product 2-aminoethylphosphonate--pyruvate transaminase-like. Lineage: Eukaryota; Metazoa; Mollusca; Bivalvia; Ostreida; Ostreidae. Gene Ontology annotation, biological process: organic phosphonate catabolic process. Gene Ontology annotation, molecular function: 2-aminoethylphosphonate:pyruvate transaminase activity. The transcript is spliced from 8 exons. The coding region runs from base 74 to 1312 and encodes 412 amino acids. The record is from RefSeq and is a predicted model, not a curated record.